GGAAGCGGUCCUAUGUUACUUUAAAGUUGUUUUUUGGAAAACAACUGAAAGGCCACAGGAUGUCUUGUAACACCAGUGUUACCCAACUUGAUGUGUCUUCGCUGGGACGGGUAGAGCAAGUCCCAGUUCACCUCCUGCCCUGUGAGAUUGAGUACAACGGCGUUGCCCAGGUCUCACAAUAUUUUACUGCUACCACAAAAGAUCGUAACCAAGAGAAGACGGUGUCAUUCAGAGGACGUGGGCUGAAGGGACAGGAGAUCAGUUGUCCACAGGGCUACACUGGCCUGGUACUAAAAGAGGUCAACAAGACUGGCUCUGAUCAAGAGGACAGGACAGUGAGGAUAUCUGCUUUGUUUAACAAACUGACAUACUGGAACCUGGAAACUCCUCCAACUUCAGAUGAUACUGUGGUGAUGGCGAUGGACUGGCCUGAGGUGGCGGAGGCAAUCCAUGGACCAAUAGAAGACUGAGGAAACGUCCUGUUGAAAGGUCUCAGGCAGACGUCACCUCAGCAUUUACUAGUGA
Molecule: messenger RNA, 525 nt
Organism: Nematolebias whitei (Rio pearlfish)
Lineage: Eukaryota; Metazoa; Chordata; Actinopteri; Cyprinodontiformes; Rivulidae
Gene: rnaseh2c
Product: ribonuclease H2, subunit C
Exons: 5
Coding region: 60-470 (136 amino acids)
Biological process (GO): RNA catabolic process
Cellular component (GO): ribonuclease H2 complex
Source: RefSeq, a predicted model, not a curated record